AUGACGUCAGAUGCUGAGUACGCCGAUCUGAUUGAGCCUUACAACACGCGCCUUCCGUUCUUCCCAGCGGUGGUUGUACUCCCAACGACCAACCAACACGUCCAAGAUGCCGUGGUAUGUGCAGGGAAAUCCGGCCUCAAAGUCCAGGCAAAGUCUGGCGGACAUUCAUAUUCGAGCACCGGGUUGGGUGGCAAGGACGGAUCCAUGAGCAUUAACCUUCAGUCACUACAGACAGUUCAGCUUGACACGUCUUCCGGGAUUGCCACAGUCGGCGGAGGUGUUCGUCUUGGCAACCUCGCAGAUGCCCUCUGGAACCAAGGCAAGGCAUCUAUUUCUCAUGGUACCUGCCCUGGUGUUGGCAUUGGAGGCCAUUACACACACGGUGGCUACGGUCCCACUUCACGCAACUACGGUCUUGCCAUGGACCAGAUUGUCGCAGCCGAUGUUGUCCUUGCGAAUGGCACACUCAUCAAAGCCACUUCAACAGCCUAUCCCGAUAUUUACUGGGCUGUGCGUGGUGCUGCAGAUUCUUUUGGUAUCGUUACCACGUUCUAUUUGCAAACUCGCCCAGCGCCAGCAAGCAUUACCUACUUCGCAUUUCCCUUCGCUGGCGUGUUCGAUUCGAAGACCAAGUUCACCAACACCUUCCUCCACCUUCAGGACGUUGCCAAAAACGCUUCAGUUGUCGACGACAAAAUUUCCUUUGGUAUCUACCUUGAUGGGUACGGCACAUUCAGUCUCAGCGGCGCCUACUUUGGCAGCGUUGCAGAUUUCAACUCGAAGGUCAAGACCGAGCUUCUGCGCGGCCUUCCCUCCUCAACCGCAACCGUCGAGUCGAUGAACUGGUACGACUACCUUGUCAAGCUAUCAGGCGAAAGUACUCUCAAGACUUCCGUCACCGGUUAUGAUGUGCACGACGACUUUUUCGCAAAGUCCGUGACAGUGCCCGAAUCCGACGGCCUCGCCUCCAACACGAUGGAUGCCCUGUACGACUAUCUAAAGACUGCAGAUGGCACGGAUUACUACAUGAUCAUCAAUCUUUACGGCGGUCCAGGCAGCGCCAUCAACUCAAAGGAUACCAACUUCGCAGCUUACAACGACCGCGAUAGCCUCUGGGUGCUGCAAAACUGGGGCUAUGGCGGCAACUCUGUCGACUUCAUCAAUGGCAUCAACAGUGCCAUCAUCAACGCGCAGCCGCAGACCAAAUUUGGUGCGUAUCUAAACUACGUGGAUCCGAGUUAUGAUGCUGCGACGGCGCACAAACUGUACUAUGGAGACGCGGUAUACUCGCGGUUAGCAGCAUUAAAGAAGCAGGUUGAUCCACAAAGCGUUUUCUGGCAUCCUCAGGCUAUUGGGGCUUAG
Messenger RNA from Parastagonospora nodorum SN15, 1362 nucleotides. RefSeq lists its product as hypothetical. Gene Ontology annotation, molecular function: oxidoreductase activity; FAD binding. The record is from RefSeq and is a predicted model, not a curated record. Lineage: Eukaryota; Fungi; Ascomycota; Dothideomycetes; Pleosporales; Phaeosphaeriaceae. The coding region runs from base 1 to 1362 and encodes 453 amino acids. The transcript has a single exon.